Lactuca saligna is the source of this 810-nucleotide messenger RNA. NCBI's taxonomy places the organism in Eukaryota, Viridiplantae, Streptophyta, Magnoliopsida, Asterales, Asteraceae. The record is from the annotation of a GenBank genome assembly.
AUGUUGUUUUCAUGUAUCUUACAGCUUCUAUAUGUGAAUAGAACUCAAUGUGUUCAACAACAGUUUAUUAACAGAAGAAUAGUACCACUUCACUUCUGGAACUAUGGGAGACUGAAAACAAGACAAACAAAUGAAAUUGCAAAUGGAAAUUUUGGAAUGGUACAAAUUUUGGACAAUAUGGAGAUGCUUCAAGAGGAUGAAGAAGAAGAUGUUGAUUUGGAUGAGGAAGAUAAUGAAAAGAAUGUAGAGGAAUUUUCAGAUUCAGAUGACAAUGAGGAUAUUGGUUUGGAGAAGCAUAUUGGUGAAACAUCAAAGGUGAAUGAAAAUGAAGUUCAAUCUAAAAAGGAAAUAGAAGAAUCAGAAGAUCAAAAUCCAACAAACAAUACUGCAUUUCAAAAAGCAAUAGUUUUGUAUAUACCGAAAGAUAAUCAAGUACAGCACACUGAAGUUGAAAACACAGUGGAUGCAGAACAACAUCAAGAAAUGGUUUUGUAUAAAACAAUAGCAACACAGGAAGAAAAUGAAGAACAAGACAAAGUCGAUACAACUCAAAAACCAACAUCACUUACUGAUUCUCAAUCUACUCCAAAAUCAUCAACUUUCACACCAACAUUAGAGUCACCAACAAUUUAUUCUAUGGUUGACAAAGUUGUUGAAGAAAGCUUAAAUAAAAAUGCUUCAACUUGCACACCACUUAUUCAAAAACUGUCUUCUCAACCAUCUUUUUCACUUGGACUAACCCCAGAUAUCAAAGAUGAUGUAAACACUCCAAAACCUUCUACAAGAUCAAGAAAGAUGAUGAACAGAUAA